This is a messenger RNA of Suncus etruscus (white-toothed pygmy shrew), 498 nucleotides long. It is a transcript of the gene TNFSF18, whose product is annotated as TNF superfamily member 18. The coding region runs from base 1 to 498 and encodes 165 amino acids. The record is from RefSeq and is a predicted model, not a curated record. Gene Ontology annotation, biological process: T cell proliferation involved in immune response; tumor necrosis factor-mediated signaling pathway. NCBI's taxonomy places the organism in Eukaryota, Metazoa, Chordata, Mammalia, Eulipotyphla, Soricidae. Gene Ontology annotation, molecular function: tumor necrosis factor receptor superfamily binding. The transcript has 2 exons.
AUGACAGGAAGACCCCAAAGGACAGCCAGAAAGUGGAGACCUGGUGGGAGGAGGACCUUAGGAGCCAGGAGGUACAACAGUGCCACCACCAUCCUGACAGUUUCCUUUCUUCCCCUACAGACAGCCAGUGAGCCCUGCAUAGCUAAGUUUGGUCCAUUACCCUCCAAAUGGAAAAUGUCACCUAGCCAAUCUCCUUGCGUGAAUUAUACAGCUGACUGGAAGCUAAGAAUACUUCAGGAUGGCUUGUAUUUAGUUUAUGCUCAAGUGGCUCCUGAUGAAACCUACCAGAGCUUGGCUCGCUAUGAAGUGCGGCUACUAAAAAAUCAAGACAUCAUACAAGUGAUUAAAGACAAAUAUAAAACUGAAUAUGUAGGGAAGUUUUUUGAGUUGCAUGCUGAAGAUACCAUAAACUUGAUAUUUAACUCAGAACAUCAAGUUCUAAAGAAUAACACCUUCUUGGGCAUCGUUUUAAUAGAUUAUCUCAAAUUCAACUCCUAG